AUGGGCCUCGGCCGGAGGAAGCCGGCCGCCCUCUGGGCCCUGGCCCUGACCCUGGCCUGUGUCCGGCACACAGGGCUGUUGGCUGAGGGGCAGAGUGCUCCCCAGAGGUGCUCCCCACUGCUCAUCCAGCACUCUGCAGCCGUGGGGGUCCCAGAUCCCUACCAGCCUGGAGGAAGUGCCCGUCCACCCUGUCUGCUCCUUCCCGUUGGGAUCCGCAGGGUCCCCGAGUCUCAGGCUGGUUGGGUCCUGAGCAUGGAGGUUCUGGAUGCAGGCCGGAGCUUGGUCACCCUUGCUGGUCUGGCCCAGCAGAACUCCAUGGAACACAACACCUUCUCACAUCUGCUUCCUGUGGUACAGAGCCCAGCUGGUGACUCGGUGCAUGGGGCGACUAUUCUCCCACCCUUGAGGACGAUCCCUGUGGUGCGAGCCUCAAACCCCGCGCACAACGGCCGGGUGUGCAGCGCGUGGGGCGACUUCCACUACAAGACCUUCGACGGCGCCGUCUUCCGCUUCCCGGGCCUGUGCAACUACGUGCUGUCCUCGCACUGCGGUGGCGCCUACGAGGACUUCAACGUGCAGCUGCGCCGCUGCUCCCGGACCAACGCCACCACGGUGUGCGGCAUCACCCUGAAGCUGGACGGCCUGGUCCUGCAGCUGGCCCAGAGAGACGUGCUGGUGGACGGCAACCCGGUGCAGCUGCCCUUCAGCCAGUCUGGGGUGACGGUCGAGCGCAACAGCAACUUCCUGAAGGUCACGGCCCGCCUGGGCCUGGUCUUCGUGUGGAACCAGGACGAUAGCCUCCUGCUGGAGCUGGACCCCAAAUAUGCCAACCAGACCUGCGGGCUCUGCGGAGACUUCAAUGGCAUCCCUGACCUCGGCGAAUUCCACUCCAACGGCGCCCCGCUGAGCCCGCUGGAGUUCGGGAACCUGCAGAAGCUGGACGGCCCCACGGAGCAGUGCCAGGACCCCGCGCCCGCCCCGGAGCCGCUGACCAACUGCUCGGCCGCCGCCGGCCUGUGCGAGGCGCUCCUGCUCGGCGGGCCGCUGGCGGGCUGCGGCGGGCUGGUGGCGGCCGACGGCUACCUGGAGGCCUGCCGCCGCGACCUGUGCGCCUGCGAGCCCCGGGGCGCCGCCCGCUGCCUCUGCGCCACGCUCGCCGAGUUCUCGCGCCAGUGCGCGCACGCCGGGGGCCGCCCGGCCGACUGGCGCCGCCCCGACCUCUGCCCCGCCGCCUGCCCGCUCGGCAUGCAGCACCGCGAGUGCGGCUCGCCCUGCGCCGACACCUGCUCCGACCCCGAGCGCGCGCAGCUCUGCGACGACCACUGCGCGGCCGGCUGCUUCUGCCCCGACGGGACCGUGCUCGACGACAUCGGCCAGACCGGCUGCAUCCCGGUGGCCCAGUGCUCCUGCGUGCACAACGGGGUGCCCUACGCCCCCGGGGCCAGCUACUCCACCGACUGCACCAACUGCACCUGCUCUGCCGGCCGGUGGAGCUGCCAGGAGCUGCCGUGCCCGGGCACCUGCGCGGUUGUGGGUGGCGCCCACUUCUCCACGUUCGACGAGAGGCAGUACACGGUGCACGGGGACUGCAGCUACGUGCUGGCCAAGCCCCUGCUGGGCAACGCCUUCUCCGUGCUGGCCGAGCUGCGCAGGUGUGGCGUGUCGGAGAGCGAGACCUGUCUGAAGAGCGUGACGCUGAGUCUGGGAGCAGGGCAGACGGUGGUGGAGAUCAAGGCCAGCGGGGAAGUGUUUGUGAACCAGAUCUACACGCAGCUGCCCGUGUCUGCAGCCAACGUCACCCUGCUCCGGCCCUCCACCUCCUUCAUCAUUGCCCACACGCAGCUGGGCCUGCAGCUGGACGUGCAGCUGGAGCCAACCAUGCAGGUGUUUGUGCGGCUGGAGCCCCAUCUGCGGGGACAGACUUCUGGCCUCUGCGGGAACUUCAACCAGAACCAGGCCGACGACUUCCGUGCGCUCAGCGGCGUGGUGGAGGGCACGGCUGCCGCCUUCGCCAACACCUGGAAGACCCAGGCCACCUGCCCCAACGUGAAGAACAGCUUCGAGGACCCCUGCUCCCUCAGCGUGGAGAACGAGAAAUACGCCCAGCGCUGGUGCUCAAGGCUGACAGAUGCCCAGGGCCCCUUUUCCCCGUGCCACGCCGUGCUGAACCCGGCCACCUACUACUCGAACUGCCUGUUCGACACAUGUAACUGUGAGAAGAGUGAGGACUGCAUGUGUGCGGCCCUGUCCUCCUACGUGCGUGCCUGCGCGGCCAAGGGCGUGCUGCUGGACGGCUGGAGGGAUGGCGCCUGCACAAAACCCAUGACCAGCUGCCCCAAGUCCAUGACCUACCAGUACCACAUCAGCACCUGCCAGCCCAGCUGUCGGGCCCGGGGCAGCAGUGAUGUCACUUGCGCCGUCAGCUUCGUGCCCGUGGACGGCUGUGCCUGCCCUGCUGACACCUUCCUGGAUGACCAGGGCAAGUGUGUGCCUGCCAGCCGCUGCCCCUGCUACCACGAGGGCACCAUGGUCCCCAGCGGGGAGUCGCUGCACGAGAACGGCGCCCUCUGCACCUGCACUCAGGGCACCCUAACCUGCAUCGGAAAACAAAGCCCCGCCCCAGUGUGUGCCCCACCCAUGGUCUACUUUGACUGCCGCAACGCAACGGCCGGGACCCCCGGGGCUGCCUGCCAGAAGAGCUGCCAUACCCUGGACAUGGACUGUUACAACUCUCAGUGUGUGUCGGGCUGUGUGUGCCCUGAUGGGCUGGUGGCUGACGGCAGAGGAGGCUGCGUGGCCGAGACGGAGUGUCCCUGUGUGCACAACGAGGCCAGUUACCAGCCCGGCCAGAGCAUCCGUGUGGGCUGCAACACCUGCACCUGUGAGAACAGGAAAUGGCAGUGCACAGACGAGCCGUGCCUGGCCACCUGCGCCAUCUACGGGGAUGGCCACUACCUCACCUUCGACGGCCAGCGUUACAGCUUUAGCGGGGACUGCGAGUACACACUGCUGCAGGACCACUGCGGCAGCGGGAACAGCAGCUCCCAGGACACCCUGCGUGUGGUCACUGAGAACGUGCCCUGCGGCACCACAGGCACCACCUGCUCCAAGGCCAUCAAGCUCUUCCUGGGGAGCUCCGAGCUCCGGCUGAGUGACGGGAAGGCCGAGGUGAUCGAGAGGGCCCCGGGCCGGGUCGCGCCCUUCUCCAUCCGCCAGAUGGGCAUCUACCUGGUGGUGGACACGCAGGCUGGCCUGGUGCUUCUGUGGGACAAGAAGACCACCCUCUUCCUCAGGCUCGAACCCAAGUUCAAGGGCCAGGUCUGCGGCCUCUGCGGGAACUUCGACGACAAGGCCUUCAAUGACUUCACCACACGGGGCCAGUCCGUGGUGGGCAACGCCCUGGAGUUCGGCAACAGCUGGAAAUUCUCCCCAUCCUGCCCGGAUGCGUCCGCCCCCAGGGACCCCUGUGCGGCCAACCCUUACCGCAAGUCGUGGGCACAGAAGCAGUGCAGCCUCAUCAACAGCGCCACCUUCGCCGCCUGCCAUGCCCACGUGGAGCCCGCCAAGUACUACGAGGCCUGUGUGAGCGACGCCUGUGCCUGCGACUCGGGCGGUGAUUGUGAGUGUUUCUGCACCGCCGUGGCCGCCUAUGCCCAGGCCUGCCAUGACAUCGGCGUGUGCGUGUCCUGGAGAACGCCUGACAUCUGCCCCCUCUUCUGCGACUACUACAACCCCGAGGGCCAGUGCGAGUGGCACUACCAGCCGUGCGGGGCGCCGUGCAUGAGGACCUGCCAAAACCCCAGCGGCCACUGCCUUCACGAUCUGCCCGGCCUUGAGGGCUGCUACCCCAAGUGCCCUCCAGAUGCCCCCAUCUUCGAUGAGGCCCAGAUGCAGUGCGUGGCCGCGUGCCCACCCCCGCCACCCGCCCCCUGCCACGUCGCUGGCCAGGUUUACCUGCCAGGAUCUCAGGUGCCCGCGCAGCAGAACUGCCAGUCCUGCACGUGCACCGAGAGUGGCGUGACGUGUGUGCACGACAGUGAAGCCUGCGUCUGUAUCUACGGCGGGCUGAGCUUCCGGCCUGGUGACUCCAUCUACAACACCACCGAUGGCACCGGCGGCUGCAUCUAUGCCAGCUGCGGGGCCAACGGCACCAUCGAGAGACGCAUCCUGGAGUGUCCUCCCACCUCCGCGCCUCCCACCACCUUCACCUUCUCCACACAUGGGGUGAGCACCACGACCGCUCCUAGCACGCACGUCUCUGUGCCCAGCACACACGUCAGCCCUGAGACCACCGCACACCACACAGCGCCCACCACACCUCCCCACCCCGUGCAUAGCACGCACCACCCGGUGACCUCCACACAGAGUCUGCCACCCCCCACACCCACAGGCUGUGGGCAGGACUGCCAGUGGUCAGAGUGGCUGGAUGUCAGCCGCCCGGGCCGGGGUCCAGACAGCGGCGACUUCGACACCCUGGACAACCUGCGUGCCCACGGACACAGCGUGUGCCGGGAGCCCCAGGAAGUGCAGUGCCGUGCCGAGGAUGCCCCGGAAGUGCCACUGGAAGCCCUGGGCCAGCGCGUGCACUGCAGUCCAGCCACGGGGCUGACCUGCCUUAACAGGGAGCAGGGCUCCGGGCUCUGCCGCAACUACCAGGUCAGGGUGCUGUGCUGUACGCCCCGGGCCUGCCCGCCGACCUCCUCCAGCACCAGCACCACGCCGAGCCCAUCCACCAGCCCCAUCAGCACCGUGACAACUUCAUCUCCUGCCACCAGCACACCCUCAUCUUCUACAACCCCCACUGGCUUUGGCCCCAUGACAAGCACAACCUCGUCUCCCACAACUCGUCCCACCUCAUCUCCCACUCCCAAAACAACCUCUUCUCCCACGACCAGCACCAUCUCAUCUCCCACUACUAGAACAACCUUGCCUCCUGCUACCAGCACAACCUCCACUCCUGUACCCAGCACAACCUCCACUCCUGUACCCAGCACUCAUGCCCCUGUUUCUACCACCUCCCACGCCACAGCCGGAACCUCAGCCUGCCAACCCCAGUGCUCCUGGACCCGCUGGCUGGAUGUGGACUUCCCGACCCCAGGGCCCAAGGGAGGAGACUUUGAGACCUACAGCCACAUCAUCAGCAGGGGCGAGAAGGUGUGUGGGCGCCGGGACUACAUCAGCAGGCUGGAGUGCAGAGCCGAGAACCACCCUGACGUCAGCAUCGCCCAGCUGGGCCAGGUGGUGCAGUGCAACCCCGACGUGGGGCUGGUGUGCAGGAACAAGGACCAGAAGGGCCCCUUCAAGAUGUGCCUCAACUAUGAAAUCCGUGUGCUGUGCUGCGAGCCCCGGGAGAACUGCUCCACCACCAGCUCCACCACCAGCAGUUCUGUCCCCACGACCCAUUCCACAUCGUCUCCCACGACCCCCACCACCUCAUCUCCCACUACCAGGACGACCUCGUCUCCCACAACCCACACCACCUCACCUCCUGCUACCAGCACAACCUCCACUCCUGUACCCAGCACUCAUGCCCCUGUUUCUACCACCUCCCACGCCACAGCUGGAACCUCAGCCUGCCAACCCCAGUGCUCCUGGACCCGCUGGCUGGAUGUGGACUUCCCGACCCCUGGGCCCAAGGGAGGAGACUUUGAGACCUACAGCCACAUCAUCAGCAGGGGUGAGAAGGUGUGUGGGCGCCGGGACUACAUCAGCAGGCUGGAGUGCAGAGCCGAGAACCACCCUGACAUCAGCAUCGCCCAGCUGGGCCAGGUGGUGCAGUGCAACCCCGACGUGGGGCUGGUGUGCAGGAACAAGGACCAGAAGGGCCCCUUCAAGAUGUGCCUCAACUAUGAAAUCCGUGUGCUGUGCUGCGAGCCCCGAGAGAACUGCUCCACCACCAGCAGUACUGUCCCCACGACCCAUUCCACAUCGUCUCCCAUGACCCCCACCACCUCAUCUCCCACUACCAGGAUGACCUCGUCUUCCACAACGCACACCACCUCACCCUGCUACUGCAGCGUGUCUGACAAGCUCUACCCAGCUGGCUCCAUCAUCUACCAGGAGACUGACCUGUCCGGCCACUGCUACUAUGGCGUGUGCAGCCUGGACUGUCACGUGGUCAGGGGCAGUGACCAGUCCUGCCAGAACAGCACCAGUCCUCCUCCGACCCCAAAUUCCUCCAGGACUAGGCACGUGGACUGCCCCAAUGCCGUGCCACCCCGGAAGAAAGGGGAGACCUGGGCCAUGGCCAACUGCUCCCAGGCCACCUGCGAGGGGAACCACGUCAUCUCCCUGAAUCCACGGACCUGCCCACCGGUUUCUGUGCCCACCUGUGCCAAUGGAUACCCCGCGGUGCCCGUGCCCGACCAGGACGGCUGCUGCCAUCAGCUCCAGUGCCAAUGCGUGUGUAGCGGCUGGGGCGACCCACAUUACAUCACCUUCGAUGGGACCUACUACACGUUCCUGGACAACUGCACAUACGUGCUGGUGCAGCAGGUGGUGCCCGUUUAUGGCCACUUCCGCGUCCUCGUUGACAACUACUUCUGCGAUGCCAGGGACGGCCUGUCCUGCCCACGGGCCAUCACCGUGGAGUACCGCACGGCCCGCGUCACCCUCACCCGCCAGCCCGUUCGGGGCCUGAUGACCAACCAGAUCCUCUUCAAUGGCGAGCUGGUGAGCCCCGGCUUCCAGAAGGCUGGCCUGGACGUCUCGCAGGUGGGCGUGAAGAUGUUCGUACAGAUCCCGGAGCUGGGUGUGCGGGUGAUGUUUUCGGGCCUCAUCUUCUCUGUGGAGGUUCCUCUCGACAAGUUCGCCAACAACACAGAGGGCCAGUGCGGCACCUGCACCAAUGACCAGAAGGAUGACUGUCGCCUGCCCGGAGGCACGACCGUCACUUCCUGCUCUGACAUGUCCCGCUACUGGAAGGUCACCACCGCUGAGCAGCCAUCCUGCCAGGGGCCACCCCCGGAACCCUGGGUGCGGCCCUCACUGCCGCCUGUCUCCUGCCCACCGUCGCCCAUCUGCGAGCUGAUUCUGAGCGAGGUGUUCGAGGCCUGCCACGCGGUGAUCCCCCCACAGCCCUACUACCAAGGCUGCGUGUUUGACCAGUGCUAUGCAGGCAACGCCGACGUGGUGUGCUCCAGCCUGGAGCUCUACGCCUCUCUCUGCACCUCCCACUCCGUGUGCAUCGACUGGCGGGGCCGCACCAACCACACAUGCCCCUUCACCUGCCCGGACAACAAAGAAUACCGGCCCUGCGGCCCAGCCAACCCCACUUACUGCUACGGCAAUGCCAGUCUCCAACCCUCCUCCACACCACACAGGGCCUUUCCAGAAGGUUCAAUAUCUGAAGGCUGCUUCUGCCCAGAGGGAAGCACCCUCUUCAGCACCAGCAUGGAGAUCUGUGUGUCCACGGAGUGUGUGGGAUGCCUGGGGCCCCAUGGUGAGCCCGUGGAGCCUGGCCAGACGGUGGUCACUGACUGCCAGGAAUGCACCUGUGACGCCACCAGCCGGACCCUGACCUGCCGCCCCCAGACCUGCCCGCUGCCCCCUGCCUGCCCUGCACCCGGCCUCGUGCCUGUCCCCAUGGUCGCCCAGGCUGGCCAGUGCUGUCCCACCUACAGCUGCAGCUGCAACGCCAGCUACUGCCCGGGGCCCCUGGACUGUCCCCAAGGCUUCCACCUGGAGCUGAGCCAUCCAGAAGACGCCUGCUGCCCCUCCCAGACCUGUGUCCUCACGCCUGGCUGCAGCGUCAAUGGCACUUUGUACCAGCCCGGUGCCGUGAUCUCCCGGAGCCCGUGCGAGACCUGUAAGUGCGAAGCCCACCGGGACGGCCCCACCGACACCUUUGUGCUCAACUGCGAGACCAAGAUCUGCGACUCCAACUGCUCGCUGGGCUUCGAGUACCAGCCGCGGAGCGGGCAGUGCUGCGGGGUCUGUGUCCAGGUGGCCUGCGUCCUGAGCUCCAACGGCAGCACCCGGUUGCUCUCUCCUGGGGAGACCUGGUCGGAGCCGGGCAACAACUGCGUGAGCCACACGUGCGAGGACCACCAGGACAGAUACGUGGUGGUCACUACCAGGAAGGCGUGUCCCCCUCUCAGCUGUCCCGAGGACCAGGCUCUGCGGGACAAGGACGGCUGCUGCCUCACCUGCCCCACCCAGAACCGUAAGCGGUCCACGUGUGCCGUGCGCCACAGGAGUCAGGUCAUCCGGCAGAGGGGCUGCAGCUCGGCUGGGCCCGUGCCCCUGGCCUACUGCCAUGGCAACUGCGGAGACACCUCUUCCAUGUACUCCCUGGAGGCCCUCACCCUGCAGCGCAAGUGCAGGUGCUGCCAGGAGCUGCGCGUCGCCAGGACGAACGUGACCCUGCACUGCCCCGACGGUUCCCGCAGGACCUUCAGCUACUCCCAGGUGCAGGAGUGCGGCUGCGUGGGCCUGCGCUGCCAUCGGUCCGGGGGCCAGUCCCAGGAGCUAGAGCUGGAGUGGGCCCAGGAGCCAGAGCCUCGGGAGGAGCCGGAGUCUCAGGAGGAGGCCCGGGGCUUGGACGCCGGACGCUGGCUGUCGGGCAGCGCCCAGGGAGCGGCACCUCACCAGUAG
Molecule: messenger RNA, 8595 nt
Organism: Suncus etruscus (white-toothed pygmy shrew)
Lineage: Eukaryota; Metazoa; Chordata; Mammalia; Eulipotyphla; Soricidae
Gene: MUC5AC
Product: mucin 5AC, oligomeric mucus/gel-forming
Exons: 53
Coding region: 1-8595 (2864 amino acids)
Cellular component (GO): extracellular matrix
Molecular function (GO): protein binding
Source: RefSeq, a predicted model, not a curated record